AUGAGAAAAACACCCUCAACAACAGCCUCCAAGCUGUUGCCAACGACUUUAACCUCUUCGUCCGUACAUAACAACAACAGCAAGGUCGGAAGUGGAAUAAAUCAUCAAAUUUCCUCAAGAAACGAUAGCUGGGAAGGCAAUACUUCAAAACAAAAUAGUAAUUUAGAUCUCCAAACAUCAUCGCUUAAUCCUGUAACAGGAACAGAUGAUGUUGUGGGUUCGUAUUCAUCACAUAGGGCGUUCGAGCCUCAACUCUUCAAUCCAUCUUCAACACCUAUAAAACCAUCCCCCAACAGUUCCAUGAUGGAUCUGAACAUUUUGUCCAACGUUGGAUCGUCUAAGGUUGAUCUCUCCGAGGAACUAACAUCUCAAAUUGAAUACAACAACUCACUGCUUAAAGAACUUCAGUCCAUGGAGAGAAGGGUGCAAGAUUUAAAUAGGGAUUUAAGUCAAAAGGAUCACGAUCUUCGCCAAGCUACUCAAGAAAGAUUCAAUGUUCAAAAAAUGUUGGAGAAAGUUCAAUCUGACCUUUACAACACCAAAUUACAUGCAGAUCGUUUGGAACAUGAAAAUGUCAUCAUGACAGACCAGAUUGAAAAAUCAAAGAAAACCCAACAAAGCAUUGCGUCUGAAAACAAGGAUCUCUUGGAUAAGCUUGAGAUCAGUUCACAACAGCUAGCGGACAGAAACGAAGAGUUAAAAAGCUAUCAACAUGAGAAUAGUGAUUUGCACGAAAAAAUCAACAAAAUGGAGUUAGAUUUAUCUGAACUGCAAUACAAGUUGGAUGAGGCAUUGCAUCACCUAAAUGAAGAAAAACAUCAAAGUUUGGAGUUUCAAAAACAGCAUGAACAAGAACGGAAUGAUUUGUUUAAUGAGAUUAACCGACUUACAGAAGAUAUUGAAAAACUCAAGUAUGAGUUGAACAUGAGUGACAAAGAAAGGGACCAGAUAUUAUUUAACAAAGAAGAAACUGAAAAGAGAGUUUAUGAAUUGGAGGCAUUUAUUGAAUCCAGUUCAUUGCAAUGGAGUGACAAGCUCAAACAAUCGCACGAGGAAUAUGAUCGUUUGAUGAAGGAACACAAAAAACUAGAGAGUGAUUACUCCGCUUUGAAAACUAGUCAUUAUCAGUAUUUGGGAGAUGUAAGAAAGGAGCUGAGAGAAAUUUGCAAUUCUGUUGUCAUGACCAAAGAUCAAAGCAACAAGAUGAUUCAAGAGAUUUCAGAAACACAGACUUUCUGCAAAACACUUCUUUCAACUGAGAACUCAACCACAGAAGCCCUUGUUAAUGAGAUUAAAUCGCUUUUGGAGACGAAAAGUAGAUGUAUUGCAGAGCUUCAAAAUGCUGCUGAUUAUUCGCGCAGCGUUGAACUUCAACUCGAAGAAGAAAAAUCAAAAUCAAUAAUGUUUGAGGAAAGAACGUCGAAAUUUGAGCAACAAGUUCAAGAGAUACAACAAAAAUCCAAGCAAACCGAAAGGGAAAUGGCCAUAAAACAUGCACAACAAAUAGAAAGGACAAAUUUAGAGGUGGAAUCUGUCAGGAAUAAUAUGAGAAGGCUCGAAGAAGAAAAUUCGAAUUUACGAAAAUCUCAACAGUCCUUACAAAAGAUGAAAUCAGACAUGGAGGAAAAUGAAAGAAAGACCUUGAAAGAAAAUAGAGUACUGACAGAGUCAAUUCGUAAAUUACAGCGUCAACUAGAAGAGACAAAAAGAUACCUCAGUAUUGUGCAAGCAGAUAGAAACAAUGUUUACAAUGAGAAAGAAGACCUUCGAAGAGAACUGCAUGAUGUAUUGAACACGCAACGAAACUCGGCAAUAGUUGACAGAGAGCCAUUCAAGUCGUCUGUGGACAUGAUUUUACAACCCAUUCCGUCUAUAUCAAACACCUUACCCAAUAACAACCCUACCGCUCUGUCUGGACAAGCAAGUAUUUCUCCACCUUUCAAUGCUUCUCAAGACUAUACCACAAUUUACAACUCAAUUCCUGAUGACAGGUAUUCCAAUACAAGACCAAAUCAACAAAAACCAGAUGACACAUCCGUGUUGUUAGAAGAGACGUCACACCACUACACCACUGGAGACAUGGCAUCUCACCAAGACAUGAUUCAACAAGAGGGAAGACUCUCCUCACAUCUACAGCCAGCGUUUUAUCAAGAAUUGGCAGUGCUCGACUCUCGAACUAGUGAGUACAAUUCAUCACACAUUCCAAACAUGUUACAGAGUUCUUUUUCAGGCGGUCAUUCUUUGAUUCCAUCUACAACCCCUAAUAGGUCCCUUAGAAUGUCGAAUCGAUAUUAUGAUUCCCUUUCAAGCCAAGAGCAAUGA
Molecule: messenger RNA, 2322 nt
Organism: Naegleria lovaniensis
Lineage: Eukaryota; Heterolobosea; Eutetramitea; Acrasida; Naegleriidae
Exons: 1
Coding region: 1-2322 (773 amino acids)
Source: RefSeq, a predicted model, not a curated record